AUGACUAAAUUAGGGGUAAAUCCUCCAGCGGAGGGCGCGGCUGACGAGAAGAAAGAUAUUGAGAAAGACCCUAAGAUUUUCACCGUCGUACAGCCGUGCCCCCAGAUGGUACCAGUGCAGAUGCCGCCGAUUAUUGAGGGCCGCAAGAGACACAGCGGCCUUUGCGGAACGGUAUUGUGUGUGGCACUGAUCUCAACGCUUCUUGCGCUUUUCGCAUUUGCGCUUGUUGUGGCAUUCAGCGGUCACGACGGGUUCAGAAGCCUAUGGGGAGAUCAGGAACGCACAGUGAUUCUAAUGCCCUCCGCCGAGAAGCUCUCUUUCCAAGACCAACUCAAGCAACAACCACAACAAAAUGAUAAGGAAGUUCGCGUGAUCGGCAUCGACGCUGAGGAUCUGAUGGAUGGCGGCGAUUCGGAUGAGGAUGACGAUUCCGAGAUGCAAAUAGCCAUCAUCGCGGUCCCCGAAACGUCCUCGGAGGAGAAGGAACUGAAGGAGGAGAUUGCUGCUCAACAGGGCCAAGAUGAGGGGGUCACUGGCAAUGACCAGAGCGUCCCCGAUGAAGAAAAGCAUGGAGAAAACGCUCCUCAGGUGAUUGAAGGAGGCAACACUCCGGCUGAUUUUGGUAACGCCGUUGCCAUGCGCCGCCAGUACUUCGACCGGAUGGAACGCCUCCAGCGCAUGAGCUGGGCUCUCUUCCAACAGCAAGCCAUGCGCCAGAUGAUCGCCCGCGCCAUGGAGCAAGCCCUCUCCCAACAAGACGAACAGUCCGAAAUCCAAGAGCACGAGCAGCGCCUCGCCCGCUGGAACCAGAUGCGCAUGGCGCGUCUCCAGCAGUUGCGCGCUGAACAGGCUCAGGCCUGGUUCCAGCAGCAGCAGGCGUGGAACAACCAGCGUCCUAGCGUUGAGUUCUGGCCUCAGCAGCAGCAGCAGCAACAACAGCAGAUGGACCCUCAGAUGAUGAUGCAGCAACAGCAACAAGAGCAGCAGCGCUGGGCGGCGUACUGGGAGGGACAGCGCCGUCAACAGAUGGAGGCUGAGAUGCAACGUCGUCAGUGGGCACAGUACCAGUGGGCCCAACAACAGCAAGCCGCCCAAGCCGAGGCCGAAUCUCGCGCUCGCGAGCAGGAGGAGAGGAUGAGGGCUUGGCAACAGGCCCAAUGGCAGAACCAGCAGAUGCAGCAGGCCCAGAUGGCCCAACAGGCCCAGCAGCAAAUGAUGGCCCAGCAGCAGAUGCAAGCUCAGGCUCAGCAACAACAACAGCAGCAACAACAGCAACAACAACCUCAACCCGAGCCCGUCCCCAUUCGCCCCCAUGACGCUUCCGCUCAACAAAUUGUUAACCAGCUUCAGUCCCAGCCCGGACCUGCUAUCCCGACCGUUGAAGACCGCGUCUACCAGCACUUCCAGCAGCUCGCUCAGAACUUCAACAGCGGCGCCGGCUUCAGGCCGACUUUCACCGCCAUCCACGCCGAAAACGCUGAACAGCAACAGCGAACGGAUGAGAUCUACAACGACAUGCUGAGGAAGGCGCAGGCUGAGCGCGAGAAGGCGGAGCCUACCACUACCACCACUGCUGCUCCCGUUGAGAAGACCACUGAGCCUGUCGUUAUCGAGGACUCGUUCCCGAAGCUUAAUGAGGCUAAGACGGUUGAUGGUGGAGAUGACAAGACCGAAGGCACCUCCGAUGAGUCUGAGUCUGUUCCCGAGGAAGAGAAAGUCGACCCCUUGGCCGAGUUCUUCAAAUUCUUCGAGUCCGAGGCCCAAAAAAUGGCCGAACAGCCCACCCAGUUCGCCGCCGAGCCGGAGAAGAAGGAUGAGAGUUCCAUCCCGACCCCUGCUCCCCUAGCCGUCGGAAAUGCCGAGGUUGACGCUGCUGAGCCUCACCUUGUUGAGAACACAAAAGAAGCUGCUGCUCAAACCGAGGACUCCGCCCAAACCUCCGAGCCCGAGCCCCCGAAGUCCGCGGCCGACCUCGGAAACCCGAAGGAUGAUGAUUUGGUGAUGGAAUUCCCGGAAAAGGAUGAGGACGAAGCAUCGGAAGAAAAUCAGAAGCAAGACUCGGAAGAGACUACAACACCUGAAGAGGAAGAAGAAGAGAAAACCGAAGACGAUGAUGAGCACGCCGAGUCUUCAAACGAAGAGCCGACCGGCUUCUUCCUCGGCUUCAACAUGGAA
This is a messenger RNA of Mesorhabditis spiculigera, 2175 nucleotides long. The record is from the annotation of a GenBank genome assembly. NCBI's taxonomy places the organism in Eukaryota, Metazoa, Nematoda, Chromadorea, Rhabditida, Rhabditidae.